Molecule: messenger RNA, 3582 nt
Organism: Penicillium cataractarum
Lineage: Eukaryota; Fungi; Ascomycota; Eurotiomycetes; Eurotiales; Aspergillaceae
Exons: 4
Coding region: 1-3582 (1193 amino acids)
Source: RefSeq, a predicted model, not a curated record
AUGGGUCGCUCGCGUGUCCUUUCGUUUAUAUCAACUUGGGGAGGUCCGAAGAACAAUGACUCUGGAAAGGAGAGUAAGCGAUCCUCGCGCAACGUGACGCCCGCCGAUACACCCCCGAGAUGGCAGACACCUUCGCCCGAUACUCCGUCGCCGCCGUCUGAAUUGUCGCCUGUCGGGGGUUCCAAUCCCCGAGGCGAGGGAAUUGGUUCGCGACCAGCGUCGAUGAUCUUCUCGCGCAAUCCACCGUUGAUGACCCAUGAGGAGAAUACCCCACCGGAGCUUUCGCCGAUCUUCUCCUUUCUCAAUAUCCACACCAACAAGGUCUACCAGGAAGGUUAUUUUCUGAAAUUGAAUGACCAGGAUUCCCAUGGACGACCUUGCGGCGAUCGACAAUGGGUAGAAAGCUACGCCCAGCUUGUCGGUACCGUCCUCUCUCUCUGGGAAGCUUCUGCGCUGGACGCAGCAGGCGGAGAAGAGGUCCCCGCGACAUUUAUCAACCUGGCGGAUGCGUCGAUUAAGAUGAUCGAAACGCUGCCGAUCAGAAAUGGAGCCGUACAGCCAUUGAAGAAUGUCCUCAGCCUAUGCUCUGCGGGCAAAAACCGAUAUCUGCUACAUUUCAGCUCGUUCCACUCAAUGACCCAGUGGACUGCGGCCAUUCGUCUUGCGAUGUACGAACAUACUUCGCUAUACGAGGCGUAUACCGGCUCCCUCAUCGCCGCUAAAGGCAAGACUCUCAAUGGAAUCCAGUCCAUUCUAGCUCCUACCAAGUUCAAGUAUGAAGAUUGGGCGCGAGUAAGAUUUGGUGCGGGCACGCCCUGGAGGCGGUGCUGGUUUGUCAUUCAUCCGCCAGAUGAGAAGGAGCUCCAAAAGGCCCGAAAAUUGAUGAAGAAGUCUGCCUACGACCGCCUAACGAUGCCAGUCACGGGAAGCAUCAAGUUUUAUGAAACGAAAAAGACUAAAAAGGUGAAGCCAAUUGCGACAGUGACGAACGUAUACUCGGCAUAUGCGAUUUACCCCCAGUCGAAGGCGCUCAUUGAUCAAUCCACUUUGGUGAAGUUGGAAGGUCGGAUCAGCAUGCACUCGGGGAACCAGCCGUCGACUGAAGGCUUUGUCUUUGUCAUGCCAGAGCUGCACGCCGCGGUCUCUGGCUUCGAGAUGCUGCUCCGAUUCCUUUUCCCAACCUUCGAUACGUUUAAUCUCUACGGCCGUCCGACUCGCCUCGUGGCCGACGUUAACCACAUCAAGAGUAUCAUGUUUGCUUUCCCUAAGCAGCGCCGCUACGGUUAUUUGGAGGUCUUGGACAUCACCAAUCUGCUUCAGAUUCCCGGCAGCCAGGAUUGGAGCGAGGCCGAAUGGAGAAAGCAGUUGAAGGAUGCAACUCAAAAGCGGAUGAGCACUGGCCGAAGUCGAACCAACAGCGUCAACAGCAGUCGACCUCGCUAUCGUGCCAGCUUAUCUAGUCGUCCGGGUGAAAGCUCCUUGAACGGAUCUCGUCAACACCUCCCUUCCCUAGAGGCUAAGCCCGAGUUUAACCAGUCUGCCGAGGCCAUCAUUCACGAAGUUCCACGGAACGAUCCUGUGAUCUAUCAUUCUAGGGGAAUGUCGGAUACCACAGGUCUUCAGACAGGGCCCAGGCCAGUCUAUGGCUCGCUGCUGGAAAGCUCGCCUGAUUCAUCCGCUCAGGAUCUCGUACAACGUGACCGAGCGCAAGCUUUGGCCGGUCCCAUCGCUGAACGGACUAGCUCCGAGAGUGAUCGCAAUUCAGGUAUGCCUGGGCAACCUUUCGAAAUUGGAGAGCAGCUUCCUCCUCGUACGCCACCGUCCCCGGUCACCAACCCGCCCACUUUCGCCCAUGGACCGCGAGAAAUGCCUACCAACCGUCCGAAAACAAGCAAUGAGCAGAGGCUGGCUAAUAACCGUAUGUCUCACACGACUCUUAUGCAAUUCCACCAGGUUGGGAAAACGGGUAUGGAAAUGGGUGGUGCCGCGCUUGGAUACCAGGAUCAACACCACUACCAGCAACAACACCCCGAGGCCAGCAUGGAUCAACGACUCCAUAACCAUGCGCCUUAUCAUAUCUAUGCCCCUGAGCCCGUGGCCGCAAGAGGGUCUCCACUUAGGAACCAGUCCAGUGACGAGGGCAUCGGCCUUGCUUUCCCUUCGCGCCAAGUACCUACAUCACAACCCCGUCCGGCUACCCCCAGUACAGGGGGCACUCCCUCGCCUCGGCGAAAUCUACAAAUCGAUACCUCCAAGUCUGUCAAGCGUAAGCCCCUUCCGCAACGACAGCUCUUUGGGGGGCCGCCUUUGUCACCUGACGGUGGAGAGCCUAGCUUUGACGACUUGCGUCAUACCCUGGAUGAAGAUGCCUUGAACCGAAUCGCGCCGCAUCUUCCGUCUCCAAUUUCCCCGACCCGCCAAGAGGAGGAGAGUGUGUAUGAUGAUGCAUCUACCGUCUCACCAGACUAUGCGAGUACCCAUGAGUCUGUCUACAGCAAAAAGUCUGCCAAGCGCAUGGGUGUCAAGAAGACCGUCGGAGAGUCGGCCAAGCAGGAUCUCGUCAUUGGUGAUGCUCGCUACGCGACCGACAGGCCAGCCGAGCCUAACCCAGAUAUUCCCACCGUUGAUUUCGGCCCAACUCUGACGUAUAUGCCCACCACCGGACGUCCGACGACGGGUGACACCUUGAAAAAGGUUUCACAUCAGCGUCAUGACUCCGAAUUCAAGCACUUUGUUCCAACAAACCCCAUGGAGCGCGGUCACGCUCGGUCUCCGAGCCAGGAAGAACGUCGACGCAGUGUCCUGUGGCAGCCCGGUAUGGCCAGUGGUCGUCCCACUACCCCCGGAGGUGGUCUUACCCCGGAGCAGUUCGUGCAACAGCGAGCCGCACCUAGUCCCCCAGUGCACAUGCACCAGCGUGUCCCGUCGAGCAACAGCCCACCACCAGCGCGACCAGUAUCGGGAGACUGGACGCAGCAGGUUCGGCCUCACUCCCGUAUGACUUCAUAUCCGGAUGCCAACUACCGCCCCUCUUCUCGUGGCGCCAGCACGAUGAUCACCAACUAUAACGAGGUAUCGAAUCAUCUCUCUGCUCGUGAGCAAGAACAUGUCGCACGCAUGACUGGCUCUUCAUUCUUCGACAUGUCGAGCAACACGAAGAAGCCCCAACCUCAAGUCAAUCCCAUGGGUCUCGUGUCAACAAUCGAUGCUCGUGAGCGCGAGAAGCGUGACAUGAAAGAGGGAAUGUCGAACCAGAUGGUACAGCAUGCUAUUGCACAGCGUCAGCAGCAUCAACAAUACCAACAACAGCACCAACAGCACCAGAUGAUGCAGCAGCAAUAUGCACCCCAGUAUGCCGGCUCGGUGUACCCACCCCCAACUCGGGAUGGGAUGUAUAAUCUCCCCGGCGCCAGCCAGACUUGGGAUGCACUCCAUCAGAUGAACCGCUCGGACGAGCCCCGCCGACGCUCUUGGUAUGGCCAGCUCGCACAGGCUUCACAAGUCCCGCCCAGCUACCAGCAGAGCCAACAUUUUGCUCAGCAAGGUGGCUACCCUGCCAACUACAACACUAUGCAUUCAUAA